Messenger RNA from Bursaphelenchus xylophilus (pine wood nematode), 690 nucleotides. Lineage: Eukaryota; Metazoa; Nematoda; Chromadorea; Rhabditida; Aphelenchoididae. The record is from the annotation of a GenBank genome assembly.
AUGGUAUAUUUCCAGCCAAUAUUUCUAUUACUUUCUGGCUUUUUUCUAUUUGUAAACGCACAUGCCGAGGCAAUAGGUGAGCAUAGUGAAUGUUCUAGUACAUAUUUUUCAGACUGCCCGUCAAGUAGAAGAUUCUACGACAAGGGAAACGAUACGUGUAUCUGCAUUGUUCCCAAGAUUGAGGGGAAUGAGAUAAAGCAAUACGUUUACCAGUUGGACAGAAUGGCAUGUGAGGAUGACUUUUGGACCUGGUGGCUUUUCACUUCAUGGCCAUUCUUUGUAGUCGGCACAGUGCUUUGCAUCUUUGCAAUCCAAUUGUGGAUAAAAAAAAAUAAAACUCGAAGGGAAAGGGAUUCUGACGGGAUAUCAGAGAAUUAUCCUCCACCCCCUCAGUACUCAGUGCUCUAUUCCGUUCCGGGUUCCGAUGAAAAGAACCAGGUGAAGUCGCUCCAAAUUAAUCAAGAUGUUAUUCCACCAGCAGAUCAACGGAAAAUGUUUAUCAAAAAUUUUUAUUCAGAAAGUCAGCAUUAAAACAAUAAAAACUUUUUGUUAAACAAAUGGGCAAACUUAAAUAUUUGGUGAUUUUAGAGGUGUCUCAAUAACGUUGAAAAGAGAAGUUUUCUUUCACUUCAAGUGGUAACGGUCCUUGAAUUUCAAGGGAAACAGUUGACUCCGAAGGGAAACGAAUAA